Branchiostoma floridae (Florida lancelet) is the source of this 2871-nucleotide messenger RNA. Its product is annotated as two pore calcium channel protein 1-like. NCBI's taxonomy places the organism in Eukaryota, Metazoa, Chordata, Leptocardii, Amphioxiformes, Branchiostomatidae. The coding region runs from base 254 to 2635 and encodes 793 amino acids. The record is from RefSeq and is a predicted model, not a curated record. Gene Ontology annotation, biological process: monoatomic ion transport; transmembrane transport. Gene Ontology annotation, molecular function: voltage-gated channel activity; monoatomic ion channel activity. Gene Ontology annotation, cellular component: lysosomal membrane; endosome membrane. The transcript is spliced from 27 exons.
CCUUAUAGCUUUGCGAGAUUUAGCGAGAUAAUAAUAUGAAAACGUCAGCACGUCUUUGCUUGAUUGAGUGCAUCAAAACUUCGGCGAAUUAAGACGUAGAUUCUCCGUGUUUUUCGAUCCUAAACUUUAUCUUUGCACUCGUAAGUAUGUUAAGUCUUUCACAGAUGCUGUCCUAGCAUCAGUUGUAAAGUUAUAACUCGCGUAAGAUUAGCAGUAAAACUGCGUAAUUGCCAGGCGAAGUAGUAAAGUCAAGAUGUCCGACGACGACUUGGAUCUGCCUUUUUACGACGAUUACUUUGGGCCCAACAAACCUCUUGCUCUGAGUGACAUCGAUACAGCCUCCAUCAACAGUAUAGAUUCAGCAGCAUCUGACAGCAAUCUGGUCAGACAUCGUGGAGUCCGGAGCAGAGUUGACGAGGCACGACGACUCUGGAAGUUCAACUACCAGGAGGCAUCCAUAUAUCUACAGGAAGGAGGAAACAAUGACAAGUUUGACACCCAUCCCCACAGUCACAAGGCCCUGCCUGCCUAUCUACUGGUACAUCAGACCUGGUUUUACGUCAUGGACCUGGCUGUCUCCCUACUUCUGCUCGGUUUAGCCUUGUUUGAGCCCCCUGCUUUUUACACAAUCAACAUUGCAAUUCAUGGAUCGCUAGAACUCUUUGCCCUGGUACUACUGGGAGUAGAACUAGGUCUGAAGAUGAGGUGGUUGGGGCCCAAGGCUUUUAUCACCCAUAAGAGAACCCUGAUAAAGACAGUGACACUGGUGGUGAUGUUUGCUGAAGCCAUCAUCGUACUGAUACGUCAGAAGAGCCAUAUACGUGUCACACGUGCUCUCCGCCCGAUAUUCCUCAUCGACUCACACUACUGUGGAGGGGUCAGAAGAACGUUGCGUCAGAUAUUGCAGUCCCUCCCACCUAUUGUGGACAUGCUGGUGCUUCUGCUGUUCUUCAUGCUCAUCUUUGCUAUACUUGGAUUCUACUUCUUUUCCCAGAACCCAGAUGACCCUUACUUUCAUACCCUGGAAGACUCUUUUAUCAACCUAUUUGUGCUCCUGACAACAGCAAACUACCCUGAUGUGAUGAUGCCUGCAUAUAAACAGUCCCGCUGGUCCAGCAUGUUCUUCAUCCUCUACCUGUCACUGGUGCUGUACUUCCUCAUGAAUCUGUUGCUGGCCGUGGUGUACGACACGUUCCUGAGUAUAGAGAAGAGUAAGUUCUGUAAGCUGUUUCUACAUAAACGAGAGGCAGCAGAGCGGGCCUUCAGGCUACUGGUUAGCCGACGGAACCCCAGUUUUGUGAGCUGGACUCACUUCCAGGGGUUAAUGACCCACUACCGACCCGGCAAGAGUGAGAGGGAUGUGUACCUGUCAUUCAAGUCUAUCAACACGAGUGGGGAUGGGAAACUAAGCCUGGAAGAAUUCUACCGUGUCUAUGAAGGAGCAAGGUUCAGCUGGAAGCAUGAGUCAGCUGGGGCUUGGUUUGAGGUUUGGAAGCUUCCCACUCCACUUUUCUUUGUUGCAAAAGGAACCUAUAAGCUGGUGACACACAAAUUCUUUGAGUACUUCAUUUACCUGGUGAUCAGUGUCAAUGGGUGCUGGAUUCUAGCUGACACCAUCAUCAUUUCUAAUGAUGACAGUAAAACUGCUGCUGACCUGGAGGUGACCUGGAAUGCCAUUCUGUUUGUCACAAUAUAUGUUGUGGAGGCUUUGCUGAAGAUUAUUGGCCUUGGAGCUUGGACAUAUUUCCAGUCAGGAUGGAAUGUGUUUGACUUUCUGGUGACAGUAGCGGGGAUUGUGGGAACCCUGGGACAGAACUUUGAAACAGGAGGUGACCUGGACCUGACCUUUCAUUACAUCCUGGUGCUUAGACCACUCAGGCUGCUCAGGUUGUUCAAGGUUAAGAAAAGGUACAGAGAUGUUCUGGGGACGUUCUUCGCGCUCCUUCCCAGGAUGGUCAGUGUUGCAGUUGCCCUUCUCAUCUUUUACUUCUUCUUCUCCAUCAUUGGGAUGGAGGCUUUCCAUGGCCUACCCCUGGCAGACUGCUGCAAUGGCACAAGUCUAGCAGACUACUACAGAAAUGCCUCCAAUAGUCCACAGUUCUAUCUCAACAACUUUGACGACAUCCUCCGCAGUGGAGUGACACUCUUUGAGCUGACAGUGGUCAACAACUGGUAUAUCAUAAUGAAUGGCCAUGUUGCCGUGACAACCAAGUGGACGUACCUUUACUUCAUGUUGUUCUACAUUGUUACCAUGGUUGUGUUGACCAUCAUCGUGGCCUUUAUCCUGGAGGCCUUCCUCUUCAGGAUACAGUGGGAGAGGAAGAUGGAUGAGAGCAUUGAUGAUGAUAGAAUCGAGGUUGCAGUAAGCAUCAGUCGUGAUGAGUUUGAGACCCACUUCCCCCAACCCUGGAUACAACAGGACACUAUCACACUAGCAGACAGUCUACAGACAACGGACACAGUACGCUUCCGAGGUGUCCGCAUGAGAACCAGAGAUGACCUCAGCACACAGAUGUAUAGAGAUGAAGUGAAGGACUGGUUAAGAGAAGAGGCAGAACGACAUGAGAUGGAGCUAAGAAGAAGUGACCUGGAGGCUGAGUCUGAGAACAGGGAAGGCAGAUCCAACACUGUUUAGGUGGACUUGCUGGAUCAACAUCUUUGGCAACAUUUCAAAUACUAGUAGUACAUGACUUUGUAUAUGUAUAUGUAUACAGUUGUGUGUGGAAUUUUAAGUAUAUUUCUUUGUCUCUACCACCCCCCACCCCCAUCCCUGGUUUACAUAUAAGCAAAUGCAUAAUUGCAGAAGGUUACCCUAGAAGAUAUGCAGGUACAUUUAUUAUAGCUGGCCAAAAUGAACAAAAAAUUACCAAA